AUGGGGACCAGCUCACCCACUGCUGCGAGCUUGCCUGCUCUGGGGCCGAGCCCGCCCGCCUGGGGGAAGAUGGAGAUGGGAGUCAAUGAAGAUGGAAGGGAAAUUGCUGUGAAGAUUCUUCAUUUUAACGGCUUCAGUGGAGUCGAUUCUGAGCACUUCCAGAAUGAAGUUUAUAGUAUGGGAAUGAUCCAGCAUGAAAAUAUUGUACGAUUAGUUGGCUACUGUGAUGAAACAGAAAAGUUACGUGUAGAACACCAUGGAGUUGCUGAAAAAUUUCAUCGAGCACUCUGCUUCGAGUAUUUGCAGAAUGGAAGCCUUACAAAGCAUAUUUCAUCAGGUAAGCCAAAAAGGUUCGCCUCCUCCUUGCUGCGGCUACGCAACAAGGAAGACCACCAUGUGGCAUUCAGGCUUGUGUCCAAAGGCCAGAAGAUGUACCACACCAACCUGCCCCUCCUCGGCAUUGUGCCACCAAAGUGUACCUACACCAUCGCCCUGAGGAUGAGUAACCAGCAGAAGCGACCACAAUUGGACGGCGAUGAAGGCUUACUGGUACAGAGCGUCGCAGUGAGCCGUCAGCAGUGUCUUGACCAAGCCUCGGUCGUCCGAGAGUUUCAAAGUCACUUUAACAAAGCACAAGAGUCGGACGACGAUGAGGUGCAAGAGCAAGAGGUGACAUUGGAGUUUGUUUCUUCUCCGCCAACUGAAGAGGCAUCAUCCAAGGAAUGGAUUGUGGCUGGUGAUGGCAAUGGCUGCAUCCAUGUAUUUGGCUACGAUGAAUACCAAGACACCACAAGCUUCGAAGCGCAUAAUGGUCAGAUCAUGUCCUUGGCUGUUCAUCCCAAGAAUUCUUAUGUACUGUCAUCAUCUCAUGAGGAUCACCUGAUUAAGCUCUGGCACUGGGACAAGUACUGGGACUUUGAGAAGGGGCCUUGGGUGUGCACUCGAACAUUUGAGGGGCACUCUAAUAAAGUGUCACAUGUUAUUUUUAACCCAGAUGGCACUGACAGUUUCGCCAGCGCGUCCUGGGAUGGCACGGUCAAGAUCUGGGACUGGGGUCUUAACUCUGAUGUGUGUAACACCAUCACGUUGGACGCACAUCCGGAUGGCCUUCUUUGUAUUGAUUACAUCACUGGUGCUGAUCCUCAGCAUCUUAUCACUGGCUCCAAGGAUCAGACUGCGCAGAUCUGGGACCUGAAGAUAAAGAGGUGCAGGGAAUUCCUACAAGGGCAUGCACACCAUGUUAGUGUUGUCUACUGUCACCAAGAGCUUCAUAAGCUAUUUACAGGUUCACUUGAUGGGACUGUUCGGAUUUGGGAUUCCAUGACAUACAGGCUUGAGAAUAUUAUUGCUCUUAACCUCGGAGCAGUUUCCGAUGUUGGAUAUAUAGAUGAGUUACAAAGUUCCAGUUCAGGUUUCCAGAUAGAUGGAAGGGACACAUUUUGUGAGAGCAUUCGAGAUUUGCGGAAGUGUGCCGUGGGCUUGCCAGCAGGCCCAAAAUAA
This is a messenger RNA of Miscanthus lutarioriparius, 1500 nucleotides long. NCBI's taxonomy places the organism in Eukaryota, Viridiplantae, Streptophyta, Magnoliopsida, Poales, Poaceae. The record is from the annotation of a GenBank genome assembly.